Molecule: messenger RNA, 1245 nt
Organism: Helianthus annuus (common sunflower)
Lineage: Eukaryota; Viridiplantae; Streptophyta; Magnoliopsida; Asterales; Asteraceae
Product: shikimate O-hydroxycinnamoyltransferase-like
Exons: 3
Coding region: 1-1245 (414 amino acids)
Molecular function (GO): acyltransferase activity, transferring groups other than amino-acyl groups
Source: RefSeq, a predicted model, not a curated record
AUGGGCCUUAGCGAUAAGUAUUUCUUCGUGAAGGUGACUGGCAAAGUGGUGGUGCAUGCAAAAGAUCCAUGGAAUGAGCACUGGUUACCCUUUACCAACCUUGAUCUUCUUGUGCCACCUUUUGAUGUUGGCUCUUUCUUUUGCUACAAGAAACCCUCAAAUGGCAGUUUCUCCAACAAGCUAAACAUACUCAAGGCUUCCUUAUCUCGUGCUCUUGCACUUUACUACCCGCUUGCCGGUGAGAUCCUAUGGAAUGCAGCGGCUGGAGGGAAUCAAAUCCGCUGCAAUAACCGUGGUGUUGACUUCGUUGAAGCGGUUGCAGAUGUGGAGCUCAAGGAACUCAAUUUGUACAAUCCAGAUGAGAGCAUUGAAGGUAAAUUGAUGCCCAAGAAGCUGCAUGGGGUGCUUGCCAUCCAGGUUACUGAGUUAAAAUGUGGAGGCAUGGUGAUAGGGUGCAUGUUUGAUCACCGGGCAGCUGACGGGUACUCAGCCAACAUGUUUAUCUCAUCAUGGGCGGACAUAGCUCGAUCCAAAACCCCAUCUAUGAUACCCUCUUUUCAAAGGUCCAUUCUCAAUUCAAGGUGCCCAACAACUUAUUCACCAUCAAUCAGUGAUGUGUUUUCUUUAUUUGAACCACCAACAAAGCAAGACCAUGAUGGAGACGAUAUAAACGGUGAUCAUGCACUCAUUAGCCGCGUAUAUUACAUUGAGGGUGAUCAGCUUAGCAAACUACAAUUGUUGGCAAGUGAAAACGGUAAAAGGAGGUCAAAGCUAGAGGCAUUCACCUCCUUCUUGUGGAAGAUAGUUGCAUUGAGCAUGGAAGACUCGGGUAACCACAACAAAUUAUGUAACGUGGCUCUUGCGGUUGAUGGACGGAGUAGGUUGAGUGAAGGAGAUGGAGAAGAGAAACAAAAACAAAUGGCUUCUCACUUUGGCAAUGUUCUAUCAAUGCCAUCUGGGUCGAAAAGAUCACAGGAAUUGAAGCAGAUGUCAUUGAGCAAUAUAGCGACGGAAGUUCAUGAGUUCUUGCAAACAGCUACCACGAAAGACCAUUUCUUGGAUGUAAUAGACUGGGUUGAAGAACGCCGCACAUUGCCGCUAGUAGCAAAAGCAUUUGCUAACAAAGAAAUGUCGGUGAUGGUGUCAACCGGAACACGAUUUCACAUUAUGGACAAGAUGGAUUUCGGGUGGGGUAAGGUGGUGUUUGGAUCAUGUCAUGUCCCAACUGGCAGGCAAGACUGUUAG